CCCCAGAAAUAAGAGCUUUCCGGGGAGAAUGAUCUGGGUCUGCACGGACGCUCCGCAAAGGUGUGCGUCCACAGAAGAGGGACGGACAGCUCGGCCGCGGAGACCAGCCGCCUCCUCUCUCCAGGCCUCUGCGGCCGCCCGGCGACACCCGAGGAACAAGCCUAGACGCCCGAGCCCGCGUCGCACCCACAGCCCAGCAUCCAACGGCGCCGCCGGCGCCUCGGCCGGAAGGGGGCGUGGCGUCGGGCUGGAGCGGCGAAGGCCGCCGCGGCGUGGGGGUGGGGGUUCCUCCGGGGGCCGCCCCGCAGCCGCGCGUUUCCGGCGCGCUCCCCCGCGUCUUGCGUCCUGUGGUCGCGCCCGUCCCCGCUGCCAUGUUGGAUUGUGCGGCCGCCGCCGCCGCCGCCGCAGGAGGGUUGGAGGAGGAGUUGGGAGUUUAGCGCAGUGGCCGGAGGGCGAGGACAACGACCGUCCGGCCGGAGCCUGCCCCGGCGGGAGCUGGGAGCCUCCCCUUGGCAGCGCGGCCCACCGUCGGCUCCUCCUUCCGAGGCCUCCUCCCCGCGCCGGAGGAGCGGCGAGAUGCUGCGCCUCUAGCUCCCCUCCUCCCGCCCCUGUCCCCGCGAAGGGGAACGAGCGCUCGUCCACUCGCCGGAGGAGACGGCCCUGGCCUCCCUGCCCCGCGGGCGAAGCCAUGAGCUCCGGCCAGCAGCAGCCGCCGCCGCCGCGGAGGGUCACCAACGUGGGGUCCCUGCUGCUCACCCCGCAGGAGAACGAGUCCCUCUUCACCUUCCUCGGCAAGAAAUGUGUGACUAUGUCUUCAGCAGUGGUACAGUUAUAUGCAGCAGAUCGGAACUGUAUGUGGUCAAAGAAGUGCAGUGGUGUUGCUUGUCUCGUUAAGGACAAUCCACAGAGAUCUUAUUUUUUAAGAAUAUUUGAUAUCAAGGAUGGGAAACUAUUGUGGGAACAAGAGCUAUACAAUAACUUUGUAUAUAAUAGUCCUAGAGGAUAUUUUCAUACAUUUGCUGGAGAUACCUGUCAAGUUGCUCUUAAUUUUGCCAAUGAAGAAGAAGCAAAAAAAUUCCGUAAAGCAGUUACAGACUUGUUGGGCCGGCGACAAAGGAAAUCUGAGAAAAGACGAGACCCCCCAAAUGGUCCUAAUCUACCCAUGGCAACAGUUGACAUAAAAAAUCCAGAAAUUACAACAAAUAGAUUUUAUGGUCCACAAGUCAACAACAUCUCCCAUACCAAAGAAAAGAAAAAAGGAAAAGCUAAAAAGAAAAGAUUAACUAAGGCAGAUAUUGGAACACCAAGCAAUUUCCAGCACAUUGGACAUGUUGGUUGGGAUCCAAAUACUGGCUUUGAUCUGAAUAAUUUGGAUCCAGAAUUGAAGAAUCUUUUUGAUAUGUGUGGAAUCUCAGAGGCACAACUUAAAGACAGAGAAACAUCAAAAGUUAUAUAUGACUUCAUUGAAAAAACAGGAGGUGUUGAAGCUGUUAAAAAUGAACUACGAAGGCAAGCACCGCCACCUCCACCACCAUCAAGGGGAGGGCCGCCUCCUCCUCCCCCUCCUCCACAUAGCUCGGGCCCUCCUCCCCCUCCUGCCAGGGGAAGAGGGGCUCCUCCUCCACCCCCUUCAAGAGCUCCCACAGCUGCACCACCACCACCACCUCCGUCCAGGCCAGGGGUAGGAGUGCCUCCACCGCCGCCAAAUAGGAUGUACCCUCCUCCACCUCCAGCCCUUCCCUCCUCAGCACCUUCAGGGCCUCCACCACCACCUCCACCUCUGUCGGUGGCCGGGUCAGUGGCACCACCCCCACCGCCUCCACCUCCACCUCCACCGGGGCCACCACCUCCCCCUGGCCUCCCUUCGGAUGGUGACCAUCAAGUUCCAGCUCCUGCAGGAAGCAAAGCAGCUCUUUUAGAUCAAAUUAGAGAGGGGGCUCAGCUGAAAAAAGUGGAACAGAACAGUCGACCGGUGUCCUGCUCUGGAAGGGAUGCACUUUUAGACCAGAUACGACAGGGUAUUCAGCUGAAAUCUGUAUCUGAUGGCCAAGAGUCUACACCACCGACACCUGCACCCACUUCAGGAAUUGUAGGUGCAUUAAUGGAAGUGAUGCAGAAAAGGAGCAAAGCCAUUCAUUCCUCAGAUGAAGAUGAGGAUGAAGAUGAGGAAGAAGAUUUUGAGGAUGAUGAUGAAUGGGAAGACUGACCUAUAUAUUAUAUAUAUAUUUUUAAGGUGAAAUACUAAACACUACUUUCUGUCUAUGGAUUCUGUAAAAUUAUCAUGUAAAUGUUCUACCAAUUUGCUGUAUAUUUUUGUUGCCUUUUUUGCUUUUUUUUUAUUAAUCUGUGCAAUACCUCAUUUAAUCUGUAAGGGUUUGUCAUAAUCCUCUGCAAAACUACUCCCUGUUACUGUGUGCACGUUUACACCAGGAUGCUCACGUAAUUUGUGAAUAUUUUCCAUUCCAUCAACAAGGGAGUUUAAAUAUUAUAUGUGAGACUGACAAAAACCUUAAUUGUAAUUUAGUUAUAAUGCCAGAAGGAAAACACUAUUUUCAUACCCUACUUUUUCUGUACCUAAAUUUUCUUAUUAAAAUCUAGUAUAGCACUACAUUCUUUUUUAAGUGAUGCAGACGUUAGUUUAUUUAGCCCCUUCAUUUUGAACACAUGCCACAUGAAUGUUGAAGCUGAUACAUUGCACAGUUCUCUAGACAUCACUACACUGAUGCAGUUUCUCCAAGUUUAGCAGUAUGCUCUGCGUAGAAUCACUACAGAGAUGCUGGUUGGGAAAAUGAGUAACACACCUCUUACAGCAAUAUUGCCUGUUAUUGUAUAGAUGUGGUAUUUGGAGGCUGGAAUCAUAAGGAGCCCUUGCACAUCUGUACUUGACUGAGGUUAUUUUUGUGCUAUGGCAAAUGUGGCAGGCUCUUUUUGGCAAAAAUUUUAAAAAUAUUUUUGGUAUUAUUCUGAAACAAAAGUUAAUUAACUUUGUUGAGGUUUGGGGAUCUUAGAGAUAAUUUCAGUUUACAGGAACUGAAGGAGGCUAUGUAUUGUGGUUACUUUAAUAUCUGUGUAAAUACACUAUAAAAAUCAGAACAUUAUAAAAGUGAUGUGGAAUUAAGUAUUUUUAUUUUGCAGUCUGUAUGGAUUGAGGUAUUCAGAAAUACCAACCUUAAAAAUCUCAUGUGGCUGGCAAAGGUAUACACCAUAAUGGUGAAACAGUUAUGCUGGGUUUUUUUAAAUUUUGAUAAUUUCUCAAGGUUUUUGUCAAAAUGUCAGGUGAACAGUUACAUUUUUCUUAAAAGAUUAGUGGUCCCAAUGUCAAAUUUCUUGAAACACAAAACUGAAUGAUAGAUUGUUUUUUUAAAAAAGCUAAAACUUUACAACCUGCACAUUUGUUAUGUAUGCUAAAUGAUGUGUUAAAAUUAGGGUUUCCUUGCCUCUCUACAAUACACUAGUCUGCCUAAAGGUGGUUGUUUCAUAUUUAUAGCAUUAAUUAUCAUACCUACCUACUUUAAAUUUUAGGUAGAAAAAUUACCUGAUUUAAAUACAGACACCUAUUUUUCUCACAUUGAGUCAUAUGCAGAAUGUAGUUCCAAAUGUAUUUCCUUACUGUAGUCACAAUAUCUGACUGAAAAUUAAGCUCUCUAUAAUUGUACCGACCAAAAUCUAGUAUUGGCAUGAUCUUGACAGGCUGGACCUGCAAGAUGUGGCUUGAAUUUUAACCAGUUAUCACAUAAUCUCUAGUCAUCGUGCAUCUAGUUAUCAUGAGAAAUAAUUUAAAAGGUUUUGUUGCUGAAAGCAGUAGGUGGUGCAGUAAAAUAGUUAAGUUAUUCAGCUCCUUGCAGGAGUAAUUUAAGCACAUGGGAAAGAUACUAGACUUUUUGUGUCUUGCAAAAACAGUGCCCUCUGCUGCUGGAAACCUUUUUCUGCUUACUCUCAUUUUUAUUGUGGCUUGAGCUCUGUGGGUCUGGUGUGGAUGAGACUGGACAACUACUAACCAAUAAAAUUAGAAAUUUGUGCAAAUAGUAAAUAGAACAUUGUAAUUAUUUUAAGUAGUGUUAAACAUUUUACUUGUUUUUCUUUUAGACAUUAUACAAAUUUUUUUAAAGUAUCUUAGAAAUGUCUUUAAAGUAAUGCCAAUUUAAGAUCUCUGUUAACUUUGGGGCAAGGAGUUCAGGGUUUCCCAGCUAACUUUGUUAUGAUAAAGGUUUAUCAGGAGCUGCUGUGAGCAGAGGAUAUCAGUUCUUUGAAUUGCAAACACAAUUUUAAACAUGUAAGAUGGGUAUAAAAUUUGCCAAUGAUAAUUGAGUUUAUUCUUUCUUCUUAAAGGAAAAAAAAAAAAAGACUUUGUUGUUGUUGCACAAAGUCUGAAUUACUAUUGGUUGAAACACAGCAGCUGUGGAAUUCAGUCCAGGCAUGAAGACUAAAAGCACUCUAGAUGUAAAGGUUGCAUGUUUCAGUCCUCCACCACCUUGCACUGUGAACAGCACUAUACCUGUGCGUUGUCUGAGAGCCUCCCACGUGUACUCCAGCUAAAUGAUUGUCUGAUAGCCUUCGCGUUUAACAAGCUAGCAUGAGGCUUUUUAUAUCUAAAUGCUAUGUGAUAGACAAUUUCAGCUAGCCACAUAUUGUAUGUAUGAGAUUCAUAAAGACUUUCAAUCAUUCAUUUCCAUUUAUCAACUGAAAUUUUGUUUAGUAUGUGAAAUUUUUUUUGAAAUGUUUAGUGAAUAGGAUGUUGCACUGGUGGCAAUUCAUCAUGGAGCAUAAUAAAAUUAAUUUGACCCAAA
This is a messenger RNA of Hippopotamus amphibius kiboko, 4787 nucleotides long. RefSeq names its product WASP like actin nucleation promoting factor (gene WASL). Gene Ontology annotation, molecular function: actin binding. The record is from RefSeq and is a predicted model, not a curated record. Gene Ontology annotation, biological process: actin filament organization. NCBI's taxonomy places the organism in Eukaryota, Metazoa, Chordata, Mammalia, Artiodactyla, Hippopotamidae.